This is a messenger RNA of Microtus ochrogaster (prairie vole), 7710 nucleotides long. RefSeq names its product castor zinc finger 1 (gene Casz1). Gene Ontology annotation, cellular component: nucleus. Gene Ontology annotation, biological process: positive regulation of transcription by RNA polymerase II; regulation of neuron differentiation. The record is from RefSeq and is a predicted model, not a curated record. The transcript is spliced from 19 exons. Gene Ontology annotation, molecular function: DNA-binding transcription factor activity, RNA polymerase II-specific; RNA polymerase II transcription regulatory region sequence-specific DNA binding. The coding region runs from base 29 to 5356 and encodes 1775 amino acids. Lineage: Eukaryota; Metazoa; Chordata; Mammalia; Rodentia; Cricetidae.
AGUUGCAAUUAGGCAUUAAUUAAGUAUUAUGAAAGUUGAUUAUUUAAGUGAAUUCGGCUUUCGACUCUCCGACUAUGAGUUUGGGACCAAGGAGCGGAGGAUGGAUCUUGGAACAGCUGAAGGCACCCGGUGCACCGACCCACCCGCAGGCAAGCCUCCAAUGGCAGCCAAGCGCAAAGGCGGCCUGAAGCUCAAUGCCAUCUGUGCCAAGCUGAGCCGACAGGUGGUCGUGGAGAAGGGAGCAGAGGCUGGCUCCCAAGCUGAAGGUAGCCCACUAUGUCCCCGGGACAAAGAGCGCAGUGGCCCCGAGUCUGGAGUUACCCGGGCUCCCCGGAGUGAAGAAGACAAGAGGCGGGCAGUGAUCGAGAAAUGGGUCAACGGGGAAUACAGUGAAGAGCCUGCACCCACACCAGUGUUGGGGCGCAUUGCCCGUGAGGGCCUGGAGCUGCCCCCAGAGGGCGUCUACAUGGUCCAGCCGCAGGGCUGCAGUGAUGAAGAAGACCACGCAGAGGAGCCCUCGAAGGACAGCAGUAUACUGGAGGAGAAGGACUCAGAUGGUACAGCUGCAAAAGAUGACAGCGGCCCGAGCACCAAGCAGGCUUCAGGAGAAACCUCUUCUCUGAGGGACUACGCCGCCUCCACCAUGACCGAGUUUCUGGGCAUGUUCGGCUAUGACGACCAGAACACUAGGGAUGAGCUGGCCAGGAAGCUCAGCUUCGAGAAGCUGCAUGCAGGCUCCACCCCCGAGGCGGCCGCCUCUUCCAUGUUGCCCACCUCUGAGGAUACUCUCAGCAAGCGGGCACGUUUCUCCAAAUACGAGGAAUACAUCCGUAAACUCAAGGCUGGCGAGCAACUUCCCUGGCCAGCCCAUGGCAGCAAGGCCGAGGACAGGGCAGGCAAGGAGGUGAUGGGCCCGUUGCCCAGCCUACGGCUACCCAGCAAUACCACCCACCUGGAAACCAAGGCCACCAUCUUGCCAUUGCCAUCACACAGCAGUGUCCAGAUGCAGAACUUGGUAGCCCGUGCUUCCAAGUAUGACUUCUUCAUUCACAAACUGAAGACGGGCGAGAACCUGAGGCCUCAGAACGGAAGCACAUACAAGAAACCAUCCAAGUAUGACCUGGAAAACGUCAAGUACCUGCACCUCUUCAAACCCGGGGAGGGCAGCCCUGACAUGGGCGGGGCCAUUGCCUUCAAGACAGGCAAGGUGGGGCGCCCCUCCAAGUACGACGUUCGGGGCAUCCAGAAACCAGGCCCUACCAAGGUUCCGCCCACCCCCAGCCUGGUUUCUACACCCCUCGCCAGUGUGCCCAGCGCCCCCAGUGCCCCCGGGCCGGGACCUGAGCCACCUGCCUCCCUGUCCUUCAACACUCCCGAGUACCUGAAGUCAACCUUUUCCAAAACAGACUCCAUCACCACGGGAACCGUCUCCACUGUCAAGAACGGAUUGCCCACAGAUAAACCAGCUGUCACCGAAGAUGUAAACAUUUACCAGAAAUAUAUUGCCAGGUUCUCAGGGAGUCAACACUGCGGCCAUAUCCAUUGCGCCUACCAGUACCGAGAGCACUAUCACUGCCUGGACCCAGAGUGCAACUACCAGAGGUUCACAAGUAAGCAGGACGUGAUCCGACAUUACAACAUGCACAAGAAGCGCGACAACUCCCUGCAGCACGGCUUCAUGCGCUUCAGCCCGCUGGAUGACUGUAGUGUCUACUACCACGGCUGCCACCUCAAUGGGAAGAGCACCCACUACCACUGUAUGCAGGUGGGAUGCAACAAGGUGUACACGAGCACCUCGGAUGUGAUGACCCACGAGAACUUCCACAAGAAGAACACCCAGCUCAUCAACGAUGGCUUCCAGCGCUUCCGAGCCACCGAGGACUGCGGCGCGGCUGACUGCCAGUUCUACGGGCAGAAGACCACGCACUUCCACUGCAGGCGCCCCGGCUGCACAUUCACCUUCAAGAACAAGUGUGACAUCGAGAAGCACAAGAGCUACCACAUCAAGGACGACGCCUACGCCAAGGACGGCUUCAAGAAGUUCUACAAGUACGAGGAGUGCAAGUACGAGGGCUGCGUGUACAGCAAGGCCACCAACCACUUCCACUGCAUCCGCGCCGGCUGCGGCUUCACCUUCACCUCCACCAGCCAGAUGACCUCACACAAGCGCAAGCACGAGCGCCGGCACAUCCGCUCCUCGGGCGCCUUGGGACUGCCAGCCUCGCUGCUGGGCACCAAGGACACGGAACACGAGGAAUCCAGCAACGACGACCUCGUGGACUUCUCCGCCCUGAGCAGCAAGAACUCCAGCCUGAGCGCCUCCCCCACCAGUCAGCAAUCUUCCGCGUCCCUGGCUGCGGCGGCGUCUGCCACCACCACCGAGGCUGUACCCAGCGCCACGAAGCCUCCCAAUAGCAAGAUGGCUGGCCUGCUGCCCCAGGGCCUGUCUGGUUCCAUUCCGCUAGCAUUGGCCCUCUCCAACUCAGGCCUCCCCACAACCGCACCCUACUUCCCUCUCCUUCCUGGCCGCGGGAGCGCCUCACUGCCUGUGGGAUCUCCAGGGCUCCUGGGCACCAUGCCCUCUGUGGCCACAACAUCAGCAACCCCUGACAUGCCAGCUCUGGUGGCUUCUGGAGCUGGAGACUCAGCCCCAGCAGCUGCCACCUCUCUCCCGGUGCCCCCUGCCUCCAUCAUGGAAAGGAUCUCUGCGAGCAAAGGCCUCAUCUCACCCAUGAUGGCUAGACUGGCUGCGGCCGCCCUCAAGCCCUCUGCCACCUUUGACCCAGGAAGUGGGCAGCAGCCCACCCCCAGCAAGUUUCCCCAGGCCCAGGUGAAGCAGGAACCUGGUGACAGUGCUGGCACCCCAGGCCCCCACGAGGCCUCCCAAGACCGCAGUCUAGACCUGACUGUGAAGGAGCCCAGUAAUGAAUCAAAUGGCCAUGCAGUCCCGGCAAAUUCAUCUCUUUUAUCCUCGCUUAUGAAUAAGAUGUCUCAGGGCAACCCCAGCCUCGGCAACUUGCUGAACAUCAAGACAGAAGUGGAGGGGAGCCCCACUGUGGAGCCCUCACCUUUCCUGGGCAAGGCCGUGAAGGCGCUAGUUCAGGAGAGGCUGGCAGAGCCCUGGAAGGUGUAUCUCCGCAGGUUUGGUACCAAGGACUUCUGUGAUGCCCAGUGCGACUUCCUCCACAAGUCCCAUUUCCACUGCGUGGUGGAGGAGUGUGGCGCGCUUUUCAGCACCCUGGACGGGGCCAUCAAGCAUGCAAACUUCCACUUCCGGACGGAGGGAGGAGCAGCAAAGGGAACUACAGAGGCUUCCUUCCCAGCCUCUGCGGCUGAGACCAAACCUCCCUUGGCGCCCUCGUCCCCGCCAGCGCCUCCUGGCACCAUGGUCCCUGGAUCGUCUUUGGAGGGGCCCGCUCCCAGCCCAGCCUCCGUGCCCUCCACCCCUACCCUGCUCGCCUGGAAGCAGCUGGCUUCCACCAUACCCCAGAUGCCUCCGAUCCCCUCAUCGGUGCCUCACCUGCCCACUUCGCCCCUGGCGACGACGUCUCUAGAGAGCGCCAAGCCUCAGGUCAAACCCGGGUUCCUCCAGUUCCAGGACAACGAUCCAUGCCUGGCGACGGACUGCAAAUAUGCCAGCAAGUUCCACUUCCACUGUCUCUUCGGGAACUGCAAGUACGUCUGUAAGACCUCGGGCAAGGCCGAGUCCCACUGCUUGGACCACAUCAACCCCAGCAACAGCCUGGUGAACGUGCGGGAUCAGUUUGCUUACUACUCUCUGCAGUGUCUGUGUCCCAACCAGCACUGCGAGUUCCGGAUGCGAGGACACUACCACUGCCUCCGGACGGGCUGCUACUUUGUCACCAACAUUACCACCAAGCUUCCCUGGCAUAUAAAGAAGCACGAGAAAGCGGAGCGGCGGGCGGCCAAUGGGUUCAAAUACUUCACCAAACGUGAGGAAUGCGGAAGACCAGGCUGCAAGUACAACCAAGUGAAUAGCCACUUCCACUGCAUCCGGGAAGGCUGCCAGUUCUCCUUCCUCCUCAAGCACCAGAUGACUUCGCACGCCCGCAAACACAUGCGGAGGAUGCUGGGGAAGAACUUCGACCGUGUGCCCCCGUCCCAGGGUCCCCCAAGUCUGAUGGAUGCUGAAACAGACGAGGGCAUGGAUUAUACAGGCUGUAGCCCCGGUGCUGCCUCUUCCGAGUCCUCUACCAUGGACCGCAGCUGCUCCAGCACCCCCGUGGGCAAUGAGAGCACCGCGGCAGGGAACACCAUCUCCAUGCCGACAGCCUCAGGGGCCAAAAAGCGCUUUUGGAUCAUCGAGGACAUGUCUCCUUUUGGCAAGCGGAGGAAGACAGCCUCCUCUCGCAAAAUGUUGGACGAGGGCAUGAUGCUGGAGGGUUUCCGGCGCUUCGACCUCUACGAGGACUGCAAGGACACGGCCUGCCAGUUCUCGCUCAAGGUCACCCACUACCACUGCACCCGGGAGAACUGCGGCUACAAGUUCUGCGGGCGCACGCACAUGUACAAGCACGCCCAGCACCAUGACCGCGUGGACAACCUGGUGCUGGACGACUUCAAGCGCUUUAAGGCCACGCUCAGCUGCCACUUCGCUGACUGCCCGUUCUCGGGCACCAGCACGCACUUCCACUGCCUGCGCUGCCGCUUCCGCUGCACCGACAGCACCAAGGUCACCGCGCACCGCAAGCACCACGGCAAACAGGACGUGAUCAGCGCCGCCGGCUUCUGCCAGUUCAGCUCCAGCGCCGACUGCGCAGUGCCCGACUGCAAGUACAAGCUCAAGUGCUCGCACUUCCACUGCACCUACCCGGGCUGCCGCCACACCGUGGUGGGUAUGUCGCAGAUGGACUCGCACAAGCGCAAGCACGAGAAGCAGGAGCGAGGGGAGCCUCCUGCAGCCUCGCCCGGUGCGCCCGUCAACCUGGACGGCUCUCUCACGCUGGCCGCCGAGCCGGGCUCGCUGCUCUUCCUGCAGACAGCGGCAGCGGGCCUGGGCCUCCUGGGAGACACAGGGGACCCCGGCCCGCCUGCCACCGUCCCCGGGCCUCGCGACGGCCCUGCUGCGCCCGCCCCCGCCGCCUCUGCCACCAUCACCGCAGGGGAGUCCUCUCAGGAGGACGAUGAGGAGGAGCUGGAGCUGCCCGAGGAGGAGGCCGAGGACGACGACGAGGAUGACGAUGAAGAGGACGACGAUGACGACGAGGAAGACGAUGAUGAGGACGAGGACCUGCGUACCGACUCGGAGGAGUCGCUGCCCGAGGCUGCAGGCGAGCGGACCCCGCUGGCGGCCCUAGGUGGCCCCGGCCCGGCGCCCACCGCCACAUCACCCUAGCCGCCACGCCACUCCAGUCCCCUCUGGAACUGCUCUGUAUGUGAACCCCUGUGUACAGACCCCGCUGGGCCGCCCCAGGGAGGGAGGCGCCCUGGCCCCGCUGGUGCUUCCGGACCCUCGAGUCCGUCUCAGGGCAGAGGCGGGGACCCCUCUGGUGCUCCGGGCCGCCCGCACCCUCCCGGCCCGCCCAAGCGGGUGUUCAGGGAAUAGCAGGUGCUGUGUCCGGGUGGCAGCGAUGACCUGCGCUCCUCUCGGUGCCCACACGUGAGGUCCUUGUUUGCUCAGGGGCUGCCCGCGGGGGUCACCGGUUGCGGGGCAGCAGGCACCUGUAGCAUCUGGCAGAGCCCCCCCCCCCCAAUGCAGCUAAGACCUCCCCCUGACUCGGGGGAGAGCGGGCCGAAGACGGUCAGCAUCAGCACGGGUCACACUACAGGGACAUGGAGGGAAUCUCAUGGAAUCAGCAACGCAACGAGGCGGCAUCCCCGCCCCCGAGCUGUGGUCCGGUCUGGUGAUGCUCAGGCCCAAGCCCACCCUCCAGCAAAUCGAGGCUGUGGUCCGAAGCAGGCACAGCUAGUGGGGGCCUGGAGGCGAGGGUCUCAGCCACUUUGGUGCAAACAGGAAGGAUACGACUGGUUUUGGCUUUAAUAAUCAAAAUGGGGAAAAAUAACCAAGAAAGUUGUACAGUAUUUUUCCUGUAAAGGUUAUUAUUCUACAUAGAACAAAAAGAGAAGAAAAAAAUUAACAGUGCAGGUGGGUGCAAGGAAGCUGAGCCCCGCCUCCAGACCAGCCCUGGGAUUGGGGACUUGAGUGCAAUUUCUCCUAGGAAUUGUUUAGCAUUUAUUUUAGAGGCCUCAGUUGGAGGCUUUGUCGUCACACUAGCACUGAUGGGGGCUGCGUGAUUCCAACUUUUAACUUGAAUUUUGUAGAGACAAGAAAAAAACCGACUAUUCUCUUGAUACAAGUUUGUAGCUAAUUGAACAUUGAGGGUUUUUCUGUUGGUUAUGCGUGUGGCUUUAUAGGGCUUUUUCUUUUUCUUGUUCCAGUUUUGUUUUAUUAUUUUGGUUGGGAGGCUGAUACAGCCCACCCAGAUUGGUUCCUUUUCCAAAGUCCCCCUUCCUGGAGGCAAUAAGGCCGUCUAGGCUGAGCACAGGGCUCACCUGCAGGCACACGGCCUGCAGCCAGCAGCUGCUCCAGUCCCUGGUAGGAGCAGGCUGCCUGAGGCCAAGCUUGUGGUGUGAACCUGUGCACUCCAAUCCCUGGCCAGUGUCAGGGUGGAAUCCAGCAAGCAGUGGAGGGGCGAAGCUGCCACCAGGAAGCCCCCUCCCACGGGCAUCUUCGGGUGGGGGAGCUUGCCCAAAUGGGACAGUGGUUUUCUUAAUCUGACUCUAAGUGUGUGUGUGUGUGUGUUUGUGUGCGCGUGCGUGCGUGUCCCCUCUUGGCUGCCCACAGCCAGAAAGCCAGGACCACCGGAACUGGAGAGGGAGCAGGGAGGCACAGCGGUGAGAGGAGAGAGUACCCAAUCCAACAGGAAACACGUUGAUUUCUAAACAGCCCCCGCCACAGCCUCCGUGCUGAGCCGAGAGUUCGCCCAGAGUCUGACCUGCCACAGGACCCUGCCUCUGUGGAAGGAGUUUUGUAAAGGAAAAAAAAAAAAAAAACAACAAAAUAAAGAAACAAUUUUCAAUGUAGCAAAAUCAAACAAAAAAUUUAAAAAGGAAAAAAAAAAAGAAAGACAAGAAGACGCGGAGUGCGAAGUCUAGCCUUUGUAAACUUCAUAUUGCACACUAGGACUACAAGCCAUUGCUAGCUCAUUUUGAAUUUUAAUGUGUAAUUUUUGUUUUAUUUUUCUUUCUGUGAGGAAAACGAUGCCUGAUCCACCAAUGCUCUUUUUAAUGUUUUAUAACUAUGUAUGUGUAUAUAUAUAAAUAUAAAAGUAAUAUGUAUGCACAUAUGUGUGUAUAUAUCUAUAUGUAUAUACAUAUAUAGAUAUAUAGAGAUAUAUAGAGAGGUUUUGAGACAAAAAUGCAGACCGUGAAAGCGAACUGAGCAGCGCGUGCCCUGAUUACUUGAAUCUGGUCUCCUCGGCACCUGGUUAUUAAGAACUGAAUAUUUUUCCACUUGAAUUUAGUGCUAUUAGAAAUUUAAUAUAUGUGUUUUAUUUAUUUGAUUUUUUUUGCAUGACUGAUGCAAGGUUUGACAUUUUCACUCAAUAAAAACUGGAAAAAAAUUCGUCACGUUAUCUUUUAUUUUUAAAAUGAUGCCCGAGUGGCUGGCCAUGACUCAAAUGUGUGGGGUGGCACGAACACAGCCCGGCUCUGAGUGCCCAGGGAGAGGGGGAGGGACCUGACCACUCU